UUGAAUCAGAGAAACAGAAGGAUGAUGAGGAAACAAGAGAUAGCGAAGAAAAACAAGAAGAUGAAGCGGCAAUAGACGAGUCAAAUACUGAGAAUGUUGAAUCAAUGGACUUUAAAGAACUGCAAAAGAAACUGUUGGAUUAUCAGAAUAGUUUAGACCAGGAUGCCGGGGUUUUGUGCCCGGAGAAUGAAGACCGUAUAGUAGAUUCCUCAAGAGAUAUUCAAACAAGUACGAAUGAGAUAUUGCAGGUUAAUCAUCUCUCGAAUGAAAUUUCAACAAGGGAGGUGUCGCUUGCGGGAGAAAGGAGAAGUAACAUAGUGGAAUUCAAGGAUGAAAACACACAAGCUGGUAAUCCUGUUGUGAAUUGGACACAGCAAAGUGAGGGAAAGAGGUAUGGCGGAAAUGAACGCUCAUUUCAAAAAUACAAAGGAGGAAGAGGUCGUGGGCGGAGGAAUAAUACUGGAUUAUUGGAGAACACAAAGGAUGACAGGGAAUACCACGGAUAUUCAAGUGAUAAACGUGGAUCAAGGUGGAAUUCGAGAGACAUGAAGGGAUACCAAUAUGGGGUAAUGGGGAACAAUAUUGAAUAUACAGGGUAUCCUCAAUGGAAUGAUAAUAGUUCUCCGGAGAUUUUCAGGAAUGCUGGUGGUAGACUACAGAGUACCGGAAGGGAUGUGAGAGGAUUUGCGUAUGAUAAACCUUGGAUAUUCAGCAGAUCUCAAGAAAUUCAACCCGCGUCAUCUUCGUCAUACAACGCUAACUUUGGCACAACUCGUGUUCCCUUCGGCUCAAUGUCGGCGCCUGUUGGGUGUUUCAUCUGUGGUAGCGAAGACCACCGCUCAGCGUACUGUACGAAUAAUUCAGCAAUGUUUGACUGAGAUUUGUUCCAAUAUUAAUUGCUUCGUUUUGUUGAUUUUUGUACUAAUAGCUCAUAGCUGUAAGUGCGGUCAGUAGCGUAGCCAGCCUGUCGAUUUGUCCCGCUAUGCUAAUAUUUUAGUGUUCACUGACUGUGAAAA
Molecule: messenger RNA, 1016 nt
Organism: Dendronephthya gigantea
Lineage: Eukaryota; Metazoa; Cnidaria; Anthozoa; Malacalcyonacea; Nephtheidae
Exons: 2
Coding region: 105-878 (257 amino acids)
Source: RefSeq, a predicted model, not a curated record